Molecule: messenger RNA, 668 nt
Organism: Mauremys reevesii (Reeves's turtle)
Lineage: Eukaryota; Metazoa; Chordata; Testudines; Geoemydidae
Gene: CIMIP3
Product: GUCA1A neighbor
Exons: 3
Coding region: 193-663 (156 amino acids)
Source: RefSeq, a predicted model, not a curated record
GCACCAGGCUCCGCCGGCCGCUCCCCGGCGGCUUAGAGCGGCGGCAGCCCACGUGCGGAGCGGCCUGGCGGCGGGAUGACGCAGCCGGGGAUCCCCGCAGGGGGGAUUCCCUCGCAGAGAAUUUAACACUAGCACAAGGUGCUUGCACUGACAGCACUGCAGCGCUCUGUUGACCCACGGAACAGAUACCGCAUGGGCAAGCUUUCCCUGUGUCACCACGUUGGUAUUUAUCAGCGUAGAGCAGGGGUCAACGGGGCUCUGAAACCGGGAGCUCCCAUCAAUGCCUGCAAGAGAUCAAAGGGAAGAGAAACAGCCAAAGCGUUACAGGAUUUUCCUUGCCCCCUACGCACAUCCAAGGAUCAGUCGUCUCCAAUAGGCUAUCGUAAGGACCAAUCUUUAGCCUCUAUGUUUGUUCCUUUCGUCGUACACCCUGGGAGUCAUAAGCCUGAUUCACUCAAGUUUGUCUUCUAUAAAUCGAAUUACUCUAAUUCGUACGCGCCAUUUUACACUGCGCAGAAGCCAACCUGUGGGUACCGGUAUUGCCGGGACACCGAUCACACCAGGAAGGUGAUGGAUGUAGAGAGGGCAAACAUUGUCAAGUGGAGACCCAUUGUGGGGACGAAACCACAGUUGGUUACAAUAAACCCAAAGCAACGAAACUGACAGUA